AUUANUGUUUUCUUGAUCAAGAUUCUGGAUCUUGUCCAAAUAGAGAAAUUAGAUGGUACUAUGAUAAAACUGAUGGAGUAUGCAAGGAAUUUUACUAUGGCGGUUGCGAAGGAAAUGGAAAUAGAUUUCAAUCAAGAAGGGAAUGUGAAACAAAAUGCACAUAUUCUCAAGAUAUCUGCAAAUUACCCAAAGUGCAAGGGUCAUGCAGUGGAUCUUUUGUUCAAUGGCAUUAUUCUCACUCGACAGAUGAAUGUGUUGAAUUUAUGUUUAGUGGAUGCCAAGGAAAUGCUAAUAGAUUUGAUGAUAAAGAAAGAUGUGAGAAAUAUUGUAAGAUUACAUCCACUCCCCAUACUCAAGGUACCAUUUUAAUUAAUAUGAAUUUAAUAUUUGAAUUUCUUAUUUUUGACAUAUAAAUAUAAACUUUUCUAUAAGAAACACAGUCUAAAUUUAUAUUUCAUUUAUUGACUAAAUACUGAAAUGUAGGUGUUCCUCAAUAUACUAAAGCUGGAUAUCCAUUAUGUAAUGUCCAGAUAAAUGAUAUUAGUUGAUUUUUAUGAGCUUUGAUAACUCGAUACACAUA
This is a messenger RNA of Centruroides sculpturatus (bark scorpion), 580 nucleotides long. Its product is annotated as carboxypeptidase inhibitor SmCI-like. The record is from RefSeq and is a predicted model, not a curated record. The transcript is spliced from 2 exons. NCBI's taxonomy places the organism in Eukaryota, Metazoa, Arthropoda, Arachnida, Scorpiones, Buthidae. Gene Ontology annotation, molecular function: serine-type endopeptidase inhibitor activity. The annotation marks the transcript as partial.